Molecule: messenger RNA, 3523 nt
Organism: Eublepharis macularius
Lineage: Eukaryota; Metazoa; Chordata; Lepidosauria; Squamata; Eublepharidae
Gene: AEBP2
Product: AE binding protein 2
Exons: 9
Coding region: 67-1548 (493 amino acids)
Biological process (GO): regulation of transcription by RNA polymerase II
Cellular component (GO): ESC/E(Z) complex
Source: RefSeq, a predicted model, not a curated record
CCUCGCCUCUCCUCCGCCGAGGGCGCGCUUGGGCGAGGGCGCGCGGCGCUGCGACUGGGAGGCGCCAUGGCGGCCGAGCGGAGCGACAUGGCGGAGCCGCCUCCCCCGCUCCCCUCUGAGGAGGCGGCCGAGAGCGACGCGUCGCCCCCCUCGUCGGCCGCGGGCGUGGAGGCCGAGCCGCCGCCGCCGCUGCUGGCCGGGGAAGGGGCGGAGAGCAUGUCGGAGCCCAGCCCGGAGAGCGCCAGCCAGGCCGGCGACGGCGACGACGAGGAGGAGGACGACGAGGAGGACGACGACGACGAGGCCGCCUCCUCCAGCGGCUGCUGCAGCGACGAGACCCGCUCGCUCAGCCCCGGCGGCAGCGAGGCCGGCGCCAAGGGCCCGGCCGGCGGGGGAGGCGGCGGCGGGGCCGGGCCUGGCAGCGCCGGCGGCGGGGCGGGAGCCGCGGCGGCGGACGGGGGCGGCCCGGACGGGCCCAAGAGCGGCGGCGGCAGCGCGGCCAGCAGCAGCAGCAGCGCGGGCGGCGGCGGCGACGAAGGCUACGGCACCGGCGGUGGCACCGGGGCCGGCGGAGGAGGCGUUGGAGGCGGCAGCACCUGCAGUGCCUCGUCUGGCGGCCGCAGGGGCAGCCUGGAGAUCUCCUCGGACGGGGAGCCACUCAGCCGCAUGGACUCCGAAGACAGUAUAAGCAGUACCAUAAUGGAUGCAGACAGCACAAUUUCCAGCGGUCGUUCUACUCCAGUUAUGAUGAACGGACAAGGAGUUACUGCUUCAUCUGCAAAAAGUAUCGCUUACAACUGCUGUUGGGACCAGUGCCACGCUUGCUUCAACUCCAGCCCCGAUCUGGCAGAUCACAUUCGCGCUAUACAUGUAGACGGCCAGCAAGGAGGGGUGUUCGUUUGCUUAUGGAAAGGCUGCAAAGUCUAUAACACGCCGUCAACAAGUCAGAGUUGGUUGCAGCGGCACAUGCUGACCCACAGCGGUGACAAACCCUUCAAGUGUGUCGUUGGAGGGUGCAAUGCUAGUUUUGCAUCUCAGAGUGGACUGGCUCGUCAUGUGCCAACUCACUUCAGCCAGCAGAAUUCUUCAAAAGUUACCAGUCAGCCAAAGGCAAAAGAAGAAUCUCCUUCAAAAGCUGGGAUGAACAAAAGAAGGAAGUUAAAGAACAAACGGAGGCGCUCGCUACCCAGACCACACGAUUUCUUUGAUGCACAAACUCUGGAUGCUAUACGACAUCGAGCCAUCUGCUUUAACCUCUCCGCUCACAUAGAAAGUUUAGGAAAAGGCCACAGUGUCGUAUUUCACAGUACUGUAAUAGCAAAGAGAAAAGAGGAUUCUGGAAAAAUAAAACUGCUGCUUCACUGGACGCCGGAGGACAUUCUGCCUGAUGUGUGGGUAAAUGAAAGUGAGCGACAUCAGUUAAAAACUAAAGUAGUUCAUUUAUCAAAACUACCAAAAGAUACUGCCUUGCUUCUGGACCCAAACAUAUACAGAAAGUCUAGUAAAGGAGGUACAUACAGUGGAAUCCUGAAAGAUCACUUCUGUUAAGAUCACAUACUGAACAAUGCCACAGAAGAGGUUGAAGAGGUAAAAGUCAGAUCAGCGGGGACACUUCACCUACCGUCUUGUUCUCUGAUCACGGAAUUAGAACUGAAGUUGCACAUUAGUCAGGCCCCCUCCAAUCUCUCCACACCCAGCCGCCGACUGUAGGUGAUAACCAUCCUGUGAACUACAUAGAUGCGUCUGCGGAGUAUAUUCUGUCUCUUAAGUCAGUAUACCUUCAUGGAAUGGUACGAUGGGAGAUGGGGCAAGCACUCGUCUGGCAAUAUAGUGGGCUUGAUGGCUUUGCAUGCUUGCUGCUUUUCUUUUAGUAGUUUUUCUGUUGCUCCUCUCUGGCGAAGUGGCGGGUGCUGUAUUGCCACUUACAACCCUCCCCGCAGUUCCUUUUUGUAAACAAGCUUCUUGGGAUCUUAUCAUUGGUAAAACUGAACGAAUAUACACUCGAGUCCUUCCCUCAGAAACUGGUGGAUCCAUAGUCACUUUUGUAAACUUGUGGUGUCCUAUCACAUAACCCUAAUUGGUAUUAUCAUGUUUAAGCAAAUGGUGGUGGCAUAUUUCCAUUUCUAGUGAAAUAUAUAUUUGAGAGGAUGAUGGAUGUUAAAUGUUGCUAUAUAUCUCAUCCUCUCUAUAAGACUAUUACUGUAAGUUAAUAAGACUUCAAUAACCUCUACAGAAAAAGUAGUGACUUUUUAAAAAUUACUUGGCCUUUAAAACUCCUGUUUGCUUCUGAAGAACCUCUUUCCCCUUCCCCUUUUUGGCCUAAAAAUUUCUAGAUGUAAAAAAAUGUAUUUUUUAAAAAAAAUAAAAGCAUCUAGAAAUACAAUCGUUUAUGCACCAAAGUUGGCUAUGAAAAAGAAAAAAAAUUGCUUCCUUGCUUUGCUAAGCAAGAAAUUAUGAAUUUUCUUAACCUACAGGAAUAGAAAAAUGUGUGUAUCUUGUUCGUCUUGUACGGAGACAAAAAAUGUUGCAUAUAGAUAAGAUGUGGCUUGUAAAUAAUUUUGCAGAUUUGUAAUAUAUUUUUAUAUUAUGAAAAGUAUUGUAGAUGUUUUUUCUAGAGGCAUGGAAGUUAAAAUGUAUAUAUUAUGGUAGAAAUAAUAUUGAAGGAUAUUGUAAUUCAUUAGUGCUGCCAGAAGAAUUUGUUUAAAAGCAAGCACCUUUCUUAACAAUAAAAAAAAAGUCUUUUGGAUUUCUAAGGGACUAUAUACUACUGUUGUGAGAACAAAAACACAUUUAAAACAUCCUUCCAGAGAUCGUUGAGGGAUGCACAGUAUCCAUAGGAAGUUUAUGGCACUCAUUGCUGGUAAUGGAUAUGAAAUCGGUCAUUUCCUUGCUUGUUGGAAGGAACAAAUGUAAAAAAAAUAUAUAUGGUGGCUAUAUGCAGUCAAACUGCAUGAUUAACCCUCCCUGUUUAGGAGGAAUUUUCACAUUACUACAGUGAAUAUAAAUACCAGCUGUUUUUACACUAAUUUUUUUUUAAUUAAAAUAGCAAAAAAAAAAAAUCAACUCUCUGGAGAAAUGUUUCUAAUACCAUAAACGGAGCCUAUAUUGGUGCUGGUGAGAUGCUUACUUGGCUCCCAACGGGUUUAGAACAUUGGAAUUCCUUAUUGAAGUGCACAUUAUAAGCACCACUAACAUGGAAUGGUUUCUGGAAUAGUUGUUUAAUAAAGGUAUUUCAUAAAGAACUGUAGCAAUGUAACUAUUUAAAAACACAUGCAGUUUUUAUUUUUUAUUUGCUUGAGCACUUCAGUUACUGCUUAAUCUUUAUCUUGUAUGGUCAUCUGCAAUUGCUUUGAUUUUUUUAAGAAGUUAUAAAAUUGCCAAAUAGGUGUUUUCAGAUAUAGUUUGUAUUUGUAUUUUUUUAAUUUUAUUGCUUCAUGAGUUUCUUGUAUGCCAUUCAUAAUUGACAGAUGAUUGUAGACCUUGCCUGAGUAUUUUUUCUAAUAAAAUGGAGCAAAUACAACUA